AUGAAGUUCACCACUUUACUCGUUGCCAACCUCGCCGCCGUGGCCUCUGCUGCUGCCAUUGAGCCGGUUCAGAACCAAGUUGACAUUUCUCUGCCUCCCGGCUGCACCAAGCCCAACCUCAUCAAGUGCGCACUUCGUCUCGUCGGCACCACUGCUUCUUGCGGCGCUGCCAUCAUCGAGGUCGGCGCCAAUCCGGUUGCCGACCUGAGCUGCAUCGGUUCCGCUGCCAACACGGCCGCCAAGUUUGACGAGUGCAAGAAGUGCAUCCCGCACAAGCAGAACCUUAUUGAGAACUAG
Molecule: messenger RNA, 297 nt
Organism: Cordyceps fumosorosea ARSEF 2679
Lineage: Eukaryota; Fungi; Ascomycota; Sordariomycetes; Hypocreales; Cordycipitaceae
Exons: 2
Coding region: 1-297 (98 amino acids)
Source: RefSeq, a predicted model, not a curated record